Carlito syrichta (Philippine tarsier) is the source of this 3821-nucleotide messenger RNA. RefSeq names its product nuclear transcription factor, X-box binding like 1 (gene NFXL1). The record is from RefSeq and is a predicted model, not a curated record. Lineage: Eukaryota; Metazoa; Chordata; Mammalia; Primates; Tarsiidae. Gene Ontology annotation, biological process: regulation of DNA-templated transcription. The coding region runs from base 1 to 2898 and encodes 965 amino acids. Gene Ontology annotation, molecular function: zinc ion binding; RNA polymerase II transcription regulatory region sequence-specific DNA binding; DNA-binding transcription factor activity, RNA polymerase II-specific. The transcript is spliced from 23 exons. Gene Ontology annotation, cellular component: nucleus.
AUGGACGCGUCCUGGCGCCAGGUGGCCGGGGGCCGAGGCCGAGCCCGAGGCCGAAUCGCGAGUUGUCGCCAGCGUUCGUUGUUUUCCCAAAAUCUCGUGGAGAUCUGGCCACCUCCCCUUUUGGGUGGAACGAAUCUCGUGGCUUCGGUGACCUUGUGCGAGGCCGCAGCCCCCCUCCCGUCCCGCUCCUGGGGCCCCUUGUCGUCUGCGGUCCUUGCCAGGCUGCCUGUGUAUUGCCUUCACCUGCCGGCUCCCUGGAGCUCCUGGCGCGGCCCGCGGCUGUGGCUCCUCUCCACAAGGGUGGUGUUCUUCCGUGGGUACAGCUGGUGUCCGCGCCUGACUUCCAAGACUGAGCUUUGUGGGCCUGAGCGCAGGGACACACACACAGUUACAGAGCUAAUGUCUCAAAAGAAAUUUGAUGAAAUCAAGAAGGCUAAUCAAGCUGCAGCCAAAAAACUCAUUGAAGAACACUUCAGCUCUUCCUCUGAAGAGGAAGGGGAUGAGGACUUUGAAGGAAAACGAGGAAGAAUAGUUGCUAAUACAUUCAUAACGUAUACUACUCAAACAGAUGGAGAUUCAUGUGAACUGGAGCGAACAAAACAGUAUGUAAAUGAAGCUUUUCAAGCAGGGGCUAUGACUUGCUUAAUUUGUAUUGCGUCAGUGAAGAGAAACCAAGCAGUUUGGAGCUGUUCAGGAUGUUUCUGUAUAUUUCACAUGCCCUGUAUCCAGAAGUGGGCUAAAGACAGCCAGUUUCUUGUAUCUUCUCUGACAGAUGAUGAUUUUGGAAAGAGAGAUUAUCCCUGGCCUUGUCCAAAAUGUAGGUUUGAAUACAAACGAUCUGAAACCCCUAGCAGGUACUAUUGCUACUGUGGAAAAGUGGAAGAUCCGCCUUUAGACCCAUGGCUGGUGCCUCAUUCCUGCGGCCAAGUUUGUGAGAGAGAAUUUAGGCCUCCUUGUGGUCAUAAGUGUUUACUCCUCUGUCAUCCAGGUCCCUGUCCUCCUUGUCCAAAGAUGGUCACAAUCACUUGUUACUGUAAGAAGGCAAAGCCUAUCCCUCGGAGGUGCAGUGCCAAGGAGUGGUCCUGCCAGCUGCCAUGUGGACAGAAGUUGCUCUGUGGGCAGCACAAGUGUGAAAAUCCCUGUCACGCAGGAAGCUGUCCGCCCUGUCCCAGAGUCAGUAGACAGAAGUGUGUCUGUGGCAGAAAGAUGGCUGAAAGAAGUUGUGCGAGUCCUCUGUGGCACUGUGAUCAAGUAUGUGGGAAAACACUGCCAUGUGGUAAUCACACAUGCGAGAAAGUUUGCCAUGUUGGUGCUUGUGGAGAAUGUCCUCGCUCUGGGAAAAGGUUCUGUCCCUGUCAGAAAUCAAAGUUUUCUUUGCCUUGUACGGAAGAUGUACCAACUUGUGGAGACAGUUGUGACAAAGUACUUGAAUGUGGAAUCCACAGAUGUUCCCAGCGUUGUCACCGAGGUCCUUGUGAAACAUGUAGACAAGAAGUGGAAAAGCAUUGCCGGUGUGGGAAGCAUACAAAACGAAUGCCAUGUCAUAAGCCUUACCUUUGUGAAACCAAGUGUGUUAAGAUGCGUGACUGUCAGAAACAUCAGUGUCGGAGAAAGUGUUGCCCUGGAAACUGUCCACCUUGUGAUCAAAACUGUGGACGGACUUUAGGAUGUAGAAACCAUAAGUGUCCAUCUGUCUGCCACAGAGGCAGUUGCUAUCCCUGCCCUGAGACUGUGGAUGUGAAAUGUAAUUGUGGUAAUACAAAGGUGACAGUACCCUGCGGCCGAGAACGUACCACAAGGCCACCCAAGUGCAAAGAGCUGUGCGGUCAGCCACCAAGUUGUCAUCAUACAAGUCAAGAAAAACAUCGCUGUCACUUUGGUGCUUGUCCUCCGUGUCAUCAGCCUUGCCAAAAAGUUUUGGAGAAAUGUGGUCACUUAUGUCCUGCUCCAUGUCAUGAUCAAGCAUUAAUAAAGCAGACUGGCAGGCCCCAGCCCACGGGUCCUUGGGAGCAGCCUUCGGAGCCAGCGUUCAUUCAGACGGCACUGCCUUGUCCUCCAUGUCAAGUUCCUAUUCCUACGGAGUGUCUUGGGAAGCAUGAGGUGAGUCCACUCCCAUGCCAUGCUGUAGGACCAUACUCUUGUAAGAGAGUUUGUGGACGGACCUUAGAGUGUCAGAAUCACACAUGUAUGAAAGAAUGCCACAAAGUAACUGAAGUUGAUGGCUGCACUGGCAAAAGCAAGGCUGGCCCAGAAUGUCUUCAUUGUGAAGAAGGGUGCUCUAAGUCACAGCCAUUGGGCUGUCCUCAUCCAUGUGUCUUACCAUGUCACCCUGGAGAAUGUCCACCUUGUGUUCAGAUGCUUAGAAUAAAAUGUCACUGCAAGAUCACAAGCUUGUAUGUAGAGUGUAGAAAAAUAACCACAGCUGAUGUAAAUGAAAAGAACCUCCUCGGUUGUUGCAAAAAUCAGUGCCCUAAAGAGCUUCCUUGCGGUCAUAGAUGCAAAGAGAUGUGUCAUCCUGGUGAUUGUCCCUUUAAUUGCAACCAGAAGGUUAAACUUAGAUGUCCUUGUAAAAGAAUUAAAAAGGAAUUGCCGUGCAACAAAGUACGUGAAAACCAGGUUUCGGUGGAGUGUGAUGCAACGUGCAGGGAAAUGAAGCGGAAAGCAUCAGAGAUAAAAGAAGCAGAAGCCAAAGCUGCUCUUGAAGAGGAGAAGCGAAGACAACAGGCUGAACUAGAGGCUUUUGAAAACAGACUGAGGGGUCGUCGGAAGAAGAACAGGAAGAGAGAUGAAGUGACUGUUGAGCUGUCGCUGUGGCAGAAAUACAAAUACUACCUCCUUGCAACGUGCGGGGCUGCAGUCAUGGUGUUGGCGUGGUACGUUGCCCGUGACAUGGAAUAAAGAGCCUCGAUCUUUUCGUAUACCUCAGACUGGACUUAGACAAGUUGUUAAAUUUGGAAUGCUAGAAAAUGUAUCUUGUAGAACAUGGACUAUAGUCACAUUCAUCUCUGUGUUCUCUUCUAGAAGGACAGAAUGUUGAGCCUAUCUCAACUCGUAGACUAAAAAGGGCCGUAUGACACUGCUUAAGUAAAAGCAUAACUGAAAUGGUGAGGUGUUUCACAACGCUUUGCUAGUGGCAGAGUAAUAUGCUUGUUCAUUGGGCUUCCUUGUAUUAGCUUCGUUUUUUAAUUUGAUAUUUCAAGCCAACACACUCUUUAUAAUAAUUCGGACGAAACUGAGCCAUCCGUGCAGUUGAGGAACAUUUCUCUGUGUGUUGAUUCCUUAUUGAGGGGUUCUUUUCUUGAUCAUGGAACUUUGUACUUUUUUAAAAAAAGUGAUCCUCUAGAAGACUUCUUAAAUUAUAACAAGAAGCUGUAUACUUAGAUUUCAGAAGCUGGCUUAUUGGUGAGGAAUUUUGAUCAGUCGUUGAAAUAAAUUUCAUGUGGUGUGUUCCUUAGAAAAGAUGGUUGUUUUCCACAAAGGCCAGACCAGAGUCCUCACCUGUUGCCGUUUCUUAUGUAAUAAGCUUUUCCCUGAAGUUGGCAUGUUUUAUAAACCUUGUAUGUGUCUUUUAAAAAUAAUAAUAAAAAGAAAAUUAAUAUUUAUGAACUCUAUGUGCUGAGCACUGCGCUCAUGGGCUUUAUGUACUUUAUUCUCACUGUUCCACAAUCCUAAAUAGAUUGCAGCUGAAAAUAAUCAGUUCUUAUGAAAAUAACCCGAUAGAGAAAGAAGUCAAAUAUGUUUGAAUUGUAAUUCAUUUUAUAAAUAGUUUUGCCAUUUAAUUUUUAUAUGAUUAAUGUUUUCAUUAAAAUUUUUAUACCAAA